AAAAAGAAAUCCAGGCGAAAAUGGCUGCCUCUCUCAUCUAAACCUCAUCUAAACCUCUGUUCAAAGGAUUAAAUGAGCAUCAAAUAGGCAGCAGAAAUCGCCGUCCCGCUUCAAGACAAUACUAAUGGACGCCAGGGCGUAGUUUGAGCGGCGUCUUCACAAAUAUGUUGUGGCUGCCAGAGAAGGAAAAUGAAUGCGAUCCAAAAUUAACCCUUUCCAUCUAACAUCCACCAACAAAUGAGAAAAUGAUGCAUCAAGUGACCAGCAAUAACAGUGACUAUUGUAUGAGUGGACUGGCAGAGGACUGUCAUCCAGCCAGCCACUUUGAUUUAUGUAGCACACAAUCCAACAAAUUCUACCCCUCUCAGACAACCCCUGGUUUGCAGCUGUCCCUUGCCGGCCUAGCCCCUUUGCCACAGGGCAUGCACAAAGCCAUGAUAUGUCAAAUGCAAGACUCCCAGAACGACUUCCAGGCUCAGACGGUGAGAAUCAGGGGCAGUGAGGCUGCAGGGCCUGAUGGCUCCAAGAAGAAAAAGGGCCUAGUGAAGUCAGGGCGGAGAGGGAGGCCAUCAGGGACCACAAAGUCAGCUGGUUACCGUACAAGUACUGGGCGUCCACUUGGGACAACUAGAGCAGCUGGGUUCAAAACCAGUCCAGGGAGGCCCCUUGGUACCACCAAAGCAGCAGGAUACAAGGUCAGCCCCGGCAGGCCCCCUGGCAGCAUCAAGAGUCUAGCUCGGCUCAAGAAGCCGGAGUUUGGUUGCGACAGCGCCAAGAAACUUGACUUUAUCAACUGCAGCGUUCCCAAGAAACUGGACUUCACUAGCUGUGAUGUUCCACCUUUUCCAUACGCCAUGAUGGAGAAAAGACCCCUCUGCGAGCCCAGUGGCAAAGUGGAUGAGACCAUCGAAUAGUUCUGCAGCUUUCAUUCAAGUGCAUGAGCAAGAAGAUGCUGAGGAAAACAUGUAUCUCAAAUGUUGGAGGAAAUAACUUUUUGCCAUUUAUAAAUGGCUCUGACUGAGUGUUUGUACAGUGUUUGACAUUGUCUUCAUCCUCUCAUUUUACAUGACUGAAUUAGAAGUAAGUUAUUCCAGUUUGGCUGAGAUGCAUGCAUGUGAUUUAAUCACACCAAUAGGCAAAACAUGUAUUUAUCAGUUUGUGGUUUCCCUCAAGCAUUUUGUUCCUAUGAGUUGUUUUUUUUCUCUGCUUUAAUAUUUCUAUGGCCCGGUUCUUGUGACAUUUUCUACAUUUAUAAAAAUUGCAUUUUUAGUACUAACAGCCAGUCAAAUCAGCUUUUUCCUGAGCAUAAAUAUGUGGAUGUAUAGUUAUCAUUUCUGUGUCGUCCAGUUCAAUAUGUGUUUUAUUUGUGAUUUCUGCAUCAUACUUAAAAUGUCAGCACUGCAAUACAUUUUGAAAUAGCUUGAACUGGUAAAACUCACUGCAUAAUAUCCUUUUGAACACAUUAUUUGUUAUUUCUUCACUUUGCGAAUAUAAUUUUAUGUAUUGUAACAGCCUGUUUUCAUCCCUAAACUCACUUUAUAAGCACUUCCAGAUUUACGUGUAUGUUAUGCUGUUAUUAUGGGAUCAUGGCUUCAUAAAACAGAAAAAAAUGAUUUGUCGUAUAUGUAAUAAAUGCUAAUGUUAUGUAUGUGAAACCAAAAUAAAAUAAAUUCUUUUCCACGUAACUACUGUAUUUCCUGUCAAAUCGAAAGCAUGUAAUUCUCCCUGUAGACACAAGAGGGCCCGUGUAGACAAUAGUAAUCACCUUGUAAUAAUACCUUUAUGUACACCCUGUUCAAUUAA
Molecule: messenger RNA, 1803 nt
Organism: Cottoperca gobio
Lineage: Eukaryota; Metazoa; Chordata; Actinopteri; Perciformes; Bovichtidae
Product: UPF0461 protein C5orf24 homolog
Exons: 2
Coding region: 246-914 (222 amino acids)
Source: RefSeq, a predicted model, not a curated record